Molecule: messenger RNA, 1206 nt
Organism: Penicillium daleae
Lineage: Eukaryota; Fungi; Ascomycota; Eurotiomycetes; Eurotiales; Aspergillaceae
Product: lytic polysaccharide monooxygenase AA11 family protein
Exons: 1
Coding region: 1-1206 (401 amino acids)
Source: RefSeq, a predicted model, not a curated record
AUGAUGCUCGCCAAAACCUUCUUGGUUGCCGCUCUCGGUGCCUCUGUGGCCAACGCCCACAUGAUCAUGACCCAGCCCGUCCCUUACGGCAAGGAUAGCCUCACCAACUCCCCGCUUGAUGCUCAGGGUGGUGACUUCCCCUGCAAGCUUCGUGACGGUACCUACACUGUGUCCACAGAGAACAUGAUGACCAUUGGUGAAGUCCAACAACUGCGGUUCCAGGGAGGCGCCACUCACGGCGGUGGUUCGUGCCAGAUCAGCUUGACUGAAGAUCGGGCCCCGACCAAAUCGUCUACUUGGAAGGUCAUCAAGUCCAUUGAGGGAGGCUGCCCUGCGAACGUUGACGGCAAUCUGGGAUCUGAUGCUAGUGCCGCAGAUCCCUAUCACUUCAACUUCACCAUUCCCGACGGAAUUGCUACCGGCAAAUACACUCUCGCCUGGACCUGGUUCAACCGCAUCGGAAACCGCGAGAUGUACAUGAACUGUGCUCCGGUUACGGUCACAAGUGGCUCAUCCAAGCGUUCCGUGGAGGCCCCUGUUAUCGAGCAACGCUCCUCCAGCUUCCCUCCUAUGUUCGUUGCGAACAUCAACGGCUGCACGACCAAGGAAGGCAUCGACAUUCGUUUCCCUCAGCCUGGCAGUGUUGUCGAAUAUGAUGGUAACCCUAUCAACCUGGCUCCCGCCGGUGAGGCCGCUUGUUCCGGCACUCCUACUUUCGGCGGCGCAGGUGACACUGGCUCUGGCACUUCAAGCUCGGGCUCGGGCUCUUCUGGCUCUGGCUCUGGCUCCAGUGCCUCAUCCACUGUGGCGGGAGGCUCUCCUAUCGAGACUUCAACUCAAGCCGGCGCCCCCGCUCCAUCCUCCACGAGUGCCCCAGCUGAGACUAGUGCCCCAGCCGAGACCAGUGUUCCUAGUGCCCCUCAGCCUGUUGUUUCUUCCACUGCACCGGCCUCUCCCUCUGGCUCUUCGAGCUCCGGCACUCUAACUGGAUCCUGCAGCCCGGAGGGUUCUUGGAACUGCAUCGCUGGUACCUCCUUCCAGCGCUGUGCCAAUGGGCAGUGGACUGUCUCUCAGCAGAUGGCCGCUGGCACUCAGUGCACCGCCGGCAUGAGCUCUGACCUCUCUGUUUCUGCCAUCAAGGCUGCUCGCGAGAUCUCCGCAAUGCGCUUCCGCAAGCGUACCAUCGGCGACUCGCACCAUGUCUAA